UUUAACUCUGCAUUGUUGGGAAAGGACCCAUAAGUAAUCAUUUUGCGGUUAGUUUACACCUGUUGUCUACAAAACAUGUGACAAAUAAAAUUUGAUUUGAUUUUUAAUUACAACAAUUAUCUGGAAGAUUGUCUCAAAUCGGAGUGUGCUCCCGAAACAAAACUCCUGGUCACACAGCAAAAUAUUCAUUUGCAUAUGACCAAAUAGGUUUGACCCAAAAUUAAUCUGUCCUCCUCCCUUUCAGAGAGAGAUGUUGAAGAAAACUAUUUUUAGAUUCCCACAAUGUUCUAUUUUACUAAACGAUCAUCUAAUUUGGAGCUGUCUGACAGCCAGCCUUAGCCUAUAGGCAUUAGUGGUAUUCCAAAGACUGAUAACAUUUUUAUACAAACUAGGUCAGAGUUGUGGUACAGACAAACAGAGCACUGCCUCAGUCUAAUACUUUUUAACUCAACACUGACCUCUUCUGACCAAAUAGUAAUAAGUGAAUUAAUGCAAGCAUCUGAGGUGAAAUUAUUCUUCCAAUUUUCUGGAUUAAUUCUAUCUAUUUCAAAAGGUUUUCCCGAUCAAAUUAAGAACUAGAAUUUAUAAUGAAGUUGAGUCCAGCUUAGAUGUGACUCAUCAUGUCUGUACUUGUUUAUAUGGUUGUUGUCCAUCUCUCAAUGUCUUUCUGUUGAUCUGUCUCUCCCACUUUCCCUCACAGGAUGGUGAGGGACAGAGACAGAGCAGCAGGAAGCCAGGUCCAAGCUUUCUCUGCGUCGUUUAUUCUCCGCCAUCAGCCUGAAUGGGUGGGGAAGCUGGGUAAAGGGCACUCCAGUAGCAUGGAGCAGCUUAGCUUCCAGCCCCGGGGUGUCCCCCCGGCCUUUCCUGCCCCCAGCUCCAGCCCCAGUCCUACACGCCCAGAACCCAGCCAACUGAGGUAAGCCCCGUCGCUCCAGUCCCUACGCAUGGUGAGAGGAGAUUUAGCUUUUGAAUUAUAGGGAAUUACAGCGAUUCUAACCUUGAUUGUAGUCUGAGAGGUUCUGCUUUAUGUUUGUCAAACAGUUUAAUCCAUCAGGAUACUGAGAUCUCAGUUAGUUUGAACAUUGUUGUGACCGUGUACUACAAAUGUAAAUAUUUUUCCUCAUAACUAUACUGUAAAGUGCAUAUUUGGUCAAGGUAUUUGCUGAUACCUUGAAAAAAGUAACACCAUCUUAAAAUGAAUCCAAAUGCAUAUUGUGGAUGGUCGCCUAGGGCUGCUGUCAUGUUCGUUUCUCAUCUCCAGGGGUCACCCUUUAAGCAGCUGAGGAAAUCGUCAUCAGUCCAGAAUGUACAGUCCCCCAAGAAGAAGGGAGAUGGUUCCAGUGCAUACACACCUGGAGAUCAGCCCAGCAGCCCUGCUCUCAGUAAGGGCCUCCAGAUGGUUCUGAGUGUGGAGGAUGUGGGCAGCCCCAGUGGGGUUCGAUCGAUGGGCAGGGAUGUCCAGGCCUUCCCUGACGGUACCCUCCUGCUGGAGCUCAGCAGGCCUCCCAAAGGACCCUUCGGCUUCCUCAUCUCCUGGGGAAAAGGACGACCCGACUCAGGUGUGUAUGUUGAAGAGAUGGGCGACAGCAGCACAGUGAAGAUGUACGGGGGGCUGCUGGGGCUGGGAGACGAGCUGCUGGAGGUGAACUGUGAGAAGGUGGCCGGCCUCAGUCUGGACCUGGUGACACGCCUCUUGACCCAGGAGAACAUAGCCUCUGUCCGCGUGCUCCGACACAGGAGGCUCCCCCCUCCUCGCUACACAACCUGAGGACCGCCGGUCACCGUGGUGACACCAUGGCAACCGGCAAUGCCAUGGAAACCCGCAAUGUAAUGGAAACCAGACACCACAGCAACCACAAACACAAUGGACACCUGGGGUGUUUGGGGUAUGACAGAGGGGCAGUGAGUGAGACCGGCUCAAUGACUGAAUAUGUCUAUGGCCGCUUGCUUUGGUGUGACUUAUAGUGUCUUCUCUCAGAAAUGUUGCGUUAUUCUUCUGAAGACACGACACGAUUGGGUCAUUUUUCUAAGUGGUUCAGAUGGAGUUGCUAUUAGAGCAGAAGCUGUCUCACAUUUCCUCAUGUCCUGUUAUAUAUUUUUCCUAGAGUUCUUUGGCCUUAGGUGCUCCUUACUUUCACUGUUGAAAACAUAACCAGCAGUGCCAAAAUACACAUUAUCAUUACAGGUAAUGCACAAAGCUAUCAGCUGCUUACACAGCAACAAUAGUCUGGUAGGAGAUUCUCUGUUAAAUACCUCACACGAAUCUCCUCCAUUCUAUGCAUCUUGACUGAGGUCAUCUUUAUGCAAUUAAAUC
Oncorhynchus keta (chum salmon) is the source of this 2314-nucleotide messenger RNA. RefSeq lists its product as uncharacterized. NCBI's taxonomy places the organism in Eukaryota, Metazoa, Chordata, Actinopteri, Salmoniformes, Salmonidae. The coding region runs from base 1196 to 1768 and encodes 190 amino acids. Gene Ontology annotation, cellular component: apical plasma membrane; nucleus; cell cortex. The transcript is spliced from 3 exons. Gene Ontology annotation, molecular function: protein kinase C binding. The record is from RefSeq and is a predicted model, not a curated record. Gene Ontology annotation, biological process: regulation of cellular localization; centrosome cycle; establishment or maintenance of cell polarity.